ACUGUCCUUGCGCGACGCUGAGUGGACUUUGGCCUUGUUUUUUCAGGUCACGACAUGGCCACAUGACCGGUCGAGGCAACUUUAUUGAAACAUCAAAAAGCUGCAUAUCGCGACCACUGUCUAAAGUGCAGCCACGUUUAAUAUAACAGUGCAAUCCACUGCAGUGUGAUGCACUGUAAUGUAAUAUAAAGCAAUUUAUUAGAAACAUUAAUAGGCCGUGGCAAUGAUGUUUGAAUGUGUGAAUACAUGAAACCAUUAAAAAAAUUGUAAUUUCUUUUAAAUUAAUAUCUAAUUCAUUUUUAGCAAUAAAGGAAAUUAACUACUGCACUGUCCCUGCAGGGGGCGCUGUUGCUCAUGUAACCCUGUACCAGAAAGCAAAUAAUGAAACAUAUGGGAAGGGAAAACUAGUUGCUUAUUGUUUAAUUUAAUCUAUUAUCAAUCAAGUGUCCAUGCAUGUAAUAAACUGGAGUUUUAAAGGAAGUAAAUGUUGUUAUUUUCAUAUAGCAUUGAUGAUAUUUAGUAUUCUGAAUUUUCAUUUAAAUUAUAAAUAUAUCUGUGAAAACUAACUCUUAUUCUAUAGGAAAAAUGCGUCUCUCUAGCGUUUGUUAAUUCAUGAUUAUAUAUAUUUAAUAUUCCUUUGUUUGACUAUGUAGUUCAAGCAGCCCUGCCUUAAAAUAAAUGUUCAUCUUAUUUAAUAAAGUUUAUGGAUAUUUGAAUAAAAUGAACUUCUGUAUUCGUCCAUAAGUAUCGCUGCACCUAAUCCUGCUUUAGAAAGUGCCGAGCUCGGGGAUCCAGAGCGGAAGAGUUCCUCUCUGUAAUUGUGGUGUCAUUACGACGUACAGCCGAUACGCCGGUAAAUAUUUGCUACACCGCUGGCUUCGGGGCUGGACUGUGGAGGGACGACGCUUUGGUGGGUUAUUUAUUUAUUUAUUUAUUUAUUUAUUUAUUUAUUUAUUUAUUUAUUUAUUUUUAAAAGUUUGGGAAAGAUCUAGUAGUAUUCCCAUAUCUGGCUCCACGAGCAGUCUUGCAUACGCCCAGGGGCACAUCCGCCGGGACGGAGGGAGAGAGGGGCGACGAAGAGGGGCCGAUCCGCCGGGACGGGGAGAGAGAGAGAGAGAGCAGACCGUGGCAGGAUGGUUGCGAUCAGAUGCGCAUUAUGUCUUCAGCUGCUGUUCUCCUGUGCCCUGGCGCAACUCCCUUCCCUCGAGAGUACCGUCAGUCUGGCCGCAGGUUUCAAGUCUCUGGACCAGAGGAGGCCUUUCAUCCCAUGCUGUCUCCUGGCCCCGCCCCCACCCCCACUGUUCCCACCCCCUCCCCUGCUGUGGGAACAGCCCAGCCCUAGCCCGGUGCCCAGCCUGCUGCUGAAGUCAGUCUUUUACCCUGAAGAGGAGGAGGAGGAGCCUGUGGUUCAUGUAUCUGCCUCUCCAGCCCCACCCGCCCCACCUGAACCCCCCAGACCCCCUGAACUCCCCUGCCCCCCCGGGCCUCCUGGACCUCCCGGACCUGCUGGGCCCAUGGGUCCCAGUGGAAUCCCAGGAAUCCCUGGAGAACAGGGACCAAAGGGAGAUAAGGGAGAUAUUGGCCGCUCCGGAUCAAAGGGUCGUGCCGGUCCACCUGGUCUCCCGGGGCAACAGGGACCCGCUGGUUGGCCGGGACCGACUGGACCCAAGGGGGAGAAGGGAGACCCCGGUCUUCUGGGAUCACCGGGGGUCAGAGGUUCAAUCGGCCCAAAGGGUUCACCUGGAUACAAAGGGGAAAAGGGGUCACGAGGUGUACGAGGCGAGGCUGGACUGAAAGGGGAUAAGGGCUGGAUGGGACUCCCUGGAAUGCUGGGACAGAAGGUGAAUGGACACCAGGGAGAGAUGGGUCCUAAGGGGGAACCUGGAGUUUGGGGGAGCAGGGGUCCGACUGGGCGACCAGGGAAGAGAGGUAAAAAGGGGGCGAGGGGCGAUAUUGGGCUCACUGGUCCUGUGGGCCCUGCUGGACCGCCGGGCCCCACGGGACACCCCGGAGCCCCAGGCCUACCUGCCUCAGGGCUGUAUCUGGUGGGGGAGAAGGGCGAGAGGGGGUUGCCAGGUGCGCCUGGUCAGUGUGACUGCUACUCCCCCCUGAACAUCAACCAGCUGCCCUAUGAGGAGUCUGCCCCACAGGGCAAGUUUGUCCGGGUGCCCCUGAUUUUUGUGGUUAACAGUGAAGAGGAGUUGGAUCAGCUGCACACAGAGAAUGCGCUGGCCUUCCGGAAGGAUCAAAGGACACUCUAUUUUAAGGAUGAGGAUGGAUGGCAGCCGAUCAAGGUAUCCCAGUGGAGUGUGCGUCGCUGGCCUUUCAUUGGUGGUCAUAUGCCAGGGGAGUGUGAGUCGCUGGUGUCUGAUUGGUGGUCAUGUCCCAGUGGAGUGAGAGUCGCUGGUGUCUGAUUGGUGGGUCAUAUCUCAGGGGAGUGUGAGUCGCUGGCCUCUCAUUGGGGGGUCAUAUCUCAGGGGAGUUUGAGUCGCUGGCCUCUCAUUGGUGGUCAUAUCCCAGUGGAGUGUGAGUCUCUGGUGUCUCAUUGGUGGUCAUAUCCCAGUGGAGUGUGAGUCUCUGUUGUCUCAUUGGUGGUCAUAUCCCAGGGCAGUGUGAGUCG
Molecule: messenger RNA, 2620 nt
Organism: Anguilla rostrata (American eel)
Lineage: Eukaryota; Metazoa; Chordata; Actinopteri; Anguilliformes; Anguillidae
Product: acetylcholinesterase collagenic tail peptide
Exons: 15
Coding region: 1134-2414 (426 amino acids)
Biological process (GO): extracellular matrix organization
Molecular function (GO): extracellular matrix structural constituent conferring tensile strength
Source: RefSeq, a predicted model, not a curated record